Acytostelium subglobosum LB1 is the source of this 1482-nucleotide messenger RNA. RefSeq lists its product as hypothetical. Gene Ontology annotation, biological process: methylation. The transcript has 8 exons. Gene Ontology annotation, molecular function: nucleic acid binding. The record is from RefSeq and is a predicted model, not a curated record. The coding region runs from base 1 to 1482 and encodes 493 amino acids. NCBI's taxonomy places the organism in Eukaryota, Evosea, Eumycetozoa, Acytosteliales, Acytosteliaceae. Gene Ontology annotation, cellular component: cytoplasm.
AUGUCCGUGGCAGAGAUGUUCGGAAUCCCAGUGGAAUACGAUGUGACAAAGGUGUUUGAAGUAGAGUCCGAAGACACUGGUAUAUCUACUCCAUUCUUCUAUGUAAAUAUACCAUCGGAUGAGGAUGUAAAGAGAAUAUGCAGCAGGGCAGUGUUGGUAAAGGCAUUCUAUCGUGUAUGGGCAGAGUCACCAACCUAUGAUGGCAUACUCAACGACCUAACGACAAACUAUGACAACGAGUUGCUGACAAACUUCCACAAGGAUAAGGAGUGGAAGAUUAGAUUCGAUGCAUUUGGAAGACGAUAUACAAAGGAGGAGCAGCUGGAGAGGAUACACAAGUUGAAGGUCACAGCACUGUGGGCGAAUGGAAAGGUGUCGAUGAAGCCAAGUGGAAACGCAGAGUACGUGCUGUGGGGACUGAUCGAGAACAAUGGAGUGUCGAUGGAUCUCAAUCGUCCACCUCUCAUGAUAUACUUUGGCAUUCAAAUUGCCGAGGGUAAUCGCGAUGCCAUCACCAAGUUCAAUCUGCAGGAGCGCAAGUAUCUUGGCACCACUUCCAUGGAUCCAGAGCUAUCGUUGGUCAGUGCAAACAUGGGCCAUGUGCGUCCUGGCUCCUUUGUCCUCGACCCAUUCGUCGGAACAGGCAGUUUCAUCCUGAUCAGUUCACACUUUGGCGCACAAACCCUUGGAUGUGACAUUGACAUUGGUGCAAUGAGAAAGACAAAGGCAUGCAACUUGGAGACCAACUUUGAACAACUUGGACUGCUGCAUCAACUCCAAGGAAUGGUGUUGUGUGAUAACUCGAUACCACCUUGGAGGGAGGUACCAAUCAUUGAUGCCAUCAUCACCGAUCCACCCUAUGGAAUUAGAGCUGGAGCAAAGCGUAUUGGACCAAACAAGAAUAGACGACACAAGGCACCUCCAGAGGGAAUUAAAUGGUCAUUUAUGCCACAAUCAACAGAUUACAAGGUACCAGAUGUGAUGGCUGACCUAUUGGAGCUUGCAGCAAAGAUGUUGGUAAUUGGUGGCAAGUUGGUCUAUUGGCUUCCAACAACUCCAGAAUUCAAGGAGACUGAUUUGCCCAAGCAUCCAUGUUUGAAGAUGAUUUCCAACUGCUUGCAAAUACUUACUAUGCGAUGGGGAAGAAGACUGAUAACAAUGGAGAAGGUGUUGGACUUUGAUCCAAUCGCACACGACAAGUCAAAGUUGACCAAAUUCGACUUGGGACAGAUUGAACCUCAACAUUGUGACUUGAGGGACAAGGUGUUUAGGAAGGGUGAUCACACACAGGAGAAGUCAAAGAGGCAGGUGAAGAAGGAGAUGAAGAAAGAUUCAAUCAAGUCCUAUCACAAGGAAGACGACACAUCUACUGACAAUAACGAAGAAGAGUUGCAAACUACCAACUCAACAACCUCGACUACAUCGACCACCACAACGACAACAGAGUCCUUUGAUUCGACGCCGGAAAUCAACGAACAAUAA